Lottia gigantea (owl limpet) is the source of this 1254-nucleotide messenger RNA. RefSeq lists its product as hypothetical. Gene Ontology annotation, cellular component: mitochondrion. Gene Ontology annotation, molecular function: 2 iron, 2 sulfur cluster binding. The transcript is spliced from 4 exons. Gene Ontology annotation, biological process: positive regulation of oxidoreductase activity; P450-containing electron transport chain. Bases 74 to 586 code for a protein of 170 amino acids. The record is from RefSeq and is a predicted model, not a curated record. NCBI's taxonomy places the organism in Eukaryota, Metazoa, Mollusca, Gastropoda, Lottiidae.
GGUUAACGGAGACUUACACUAUUAUAAGACCUUGCAAAUUAAACUCAAUGGUCAGUUAUAAGGAUUUAUUAAUAUGGCGUUCUUGAAUCGUGUUGUAUCCAAAGUUUCUAUUGGAUCAGUGUGUAAACUGGUUUUUCCUUCCUCUUCAGCAGCUUUGACAUCAGGACUGUGCAAGAUAAAUCAGUUAAAAGACAAUGAACGUUUGAGAUUUUCAUCCACUGCAGCUAAACACAAGACAGAGAGAGUGAAAGUGCAUUUUAUAGAUAGAGAUGGUAACAAAUUAACAGCAAAUGCUAAAAUUGGUGAUAAUUUAUUAGAUGUUAUAAUAGAAAAUGAUAUUGAUAUUGAUGGUUUUGGUGCAUGUGAAGGCACCCUGGCCUGCUCCACCUGCCAUUUAAUCUUUAAACAAGCAGAUUAUGAUAAGUUGCCAGAUACCCCCACUGAUGAAGAAUUAGAUAUGUUAGAUUUAGCUUAUGGUCUGGAAGACACGUCCAGAUUAGGUUGUCAAGUUAUAGUUACUAAAGAUAUGAAGGAUCUAGAAGUUAGUGUUCCAGCUGCUGUAGCUGAUGCUAGAGGACCUGUAUGACCUUUAGGAAAGAAUCAGAGAUUUACAGAAAUGUGAAGUGAAUUUCAAAAAUGUCAAGUGAUAAAAAGUUGGAAGGUCAUUGCCUUUCAAACUAUUCUUGGAAAAGGGUGUUAUAGUUUGAACAUUGAAAUAUUCAUAUUGGUGUCCCUUUCAUUUCUUCAUUUUCUCAAAAAUCCAUUUUUUGGUAUUGUACUUUUUGAUGUAUGCGAAAGAUUUUACUGUUGAUAAAUUUUUCUGUUUGACAGUUUGCAAAGGGGCAAAACAUUUAAUUUAAAUAACAAUUCAGUAGGCCUCUGGUAUAUAUUUUAAAUGAUUAUUAACAGUUCAGACUCACAGUUUAAUAUAUAUAUUAAAGUAUAUUGAUGCAAAGAUAUUUGCACACAUCUUGGGUUCAUUCAAAAUUAUACAAGUCCGACUUAUUGUGUAAAAGUAAUGAAAAAAUAGGCCACUUGUACAAGGUUGUGCAUUGAUGUCUUUGCUGGAUUAUAUUAUUAUCAUUUUAAAGAUUCAGUGUAUUACAAUCAAAAAAAAAAGAUAUUAAUGCUCAUCCAGAUCUAUGUUAACUCUUUUAUUAUAUUGUGAUUUUAUUGAUUUUAAUUGUCUAAAAUAUAUAGGUAUACAGGUUUGUAUAUAAUUUGUAAUAAAUAAUUUUAUCUUUUGUAUUGAAA